Molecule: messenger RNA, 706 nt
Organism: Solanum lycopersicum (tomato)
Lineage: Eukaryota; Viridiplantae; Streptophyta; Magnoliopsida; Solanales; Solanaceae
Product: large ribosomal subunit protein P2
Biological process (GO): cytoplasmic translational elongation
Cellular component (GO): cytosolic large ribosomal subunit; ribosome
Molecular function (GO): structural constituent of ribosome
Source: RefSeq, a predicted model, not a curated record
UCAAUCUAUAGAAAUAAGAAGGGUAGAAAUGUAAACUCACUAACAUUCCGGGUCGACCGCAAUCACCUUAACUUUAACCCUACCAAAACCCUAACUGUAUAAAUUGCGGCAAUAUUCACCAUUGCGAAACCCUAAUAGCAGUCCCAAAUCUACCAUUGAAGAAGUUUCUCGUAGCUUCCAAUUCUCCUCAAAGAAGAAAUGAAGGUUAUUGCUGCUUAUUUGUUGGCUGUUUUGGGUGGUAAUGCAUCACCUUCAGCAAAAGACUUGAAGAAUAUCCUCGGUUGUGUUGGUGCUGAGGCUGAUGAUGACAGAAUUCAACUGCUCUUGUCUCAAGUCGAUGGCAAAGAUAUCACAGAGCUGAUUGCUGCUGGCAGAGAAAAGUUGGCUUCAGUACCUUCUGGUGGUGGUGCUGUUGCAGUCGCUGCCCCUGCCGGUGGAGCCGCUGCAGCCCCUGCUGAGGAGAAGAAGGAAGAAAAGAAGGAAGAGAAAGAGGCAUCAGAAGAUGAAGAUAUGGGCUUCAGUCUAUUUGAUUAGAAGAAAAACAAUCUAGUUCUCUAUGCAUCCCUUGAGCUUACUUUAGGAAAGUAUUUUUUGGUCUAGUAAUGGAUUUUGUUAUUAGUCAUUUAGUUUGACAAAACCUUGAUUUUACUUUUUGAAACAUUUUUGAGGCAGAUGCUUAGAAAUUAAAUGACUUUUGAUUUUAUUC